AUGUUACCUCCUAGCAGAAGGUCCAAACGCCUGCAGAGAAAACUAACUGGAAAGGAUGAUUUGAUUGGCACUGAAAGUGAAGAUGUAUCUGUGAGCAGGGAAGAUGAGUCCCGGAAGUUGGUCCAGCAAAGAAGGCCAAAACGACUAAGAAAGAAACUUCUGUCUGAAUAUUACAGUGGUGAAGUUACUGAUGAUAAAGGCACCUGGCGGAGUAGCCCUGAUGAUGAUGACCAUCUACCCCCUCAACGAAGAUCGAAGCGCCUUCGGGAUAGGGUGGGAACUAGAAAUUAUGAAUCUGAUGAUGAAGCUGAUAGUGACACUAUUGGUAAGUCCCAGAAGUUGGUCCAGCAAAGAAGGCCAAAACGACUAAGAAAGAAACUUCUGUCUGAAUAUUACAAUGUUGAAGUUUCUGAAGAUAAAGACACCUGGCAGGGUAGCUCUGAUGAUGAUGAUCAUCUACCCCCUCAACGAAGAUCAAAGCGCCUCCAGGAAAGGGUGGGAACCAGAAUUCACGAAUCUGACGACGAUGCUGAUAGUGACACUAUUGAUAAUCAUAGGAAGGCAAUUCCAUGCAGAAUGUCAAAGCGCCUACAAGAGAAACGGAAGGCUGAUCAUAUUUCAGAUGAGAGCUAUACUGAAGCUUCUUCAUGUAUGUUGUCAGUGUCUUCAUCUUCAGGAUCAGAUGAUGAGUUAUUGCGCAAUACUGUAAACCCUUGCAAAAACACUUCUGAUGGACCAAUGUGCUCAAUAUGUAAGAGUGGAACUGGCAGCUCUUUUCUAAUCGAAUGUCAGAAUUCUAGCUGUUCUCAUAGCUUCCAUAGUUUCUGUCUCCAUCCUCCUAUGCAAAACAGUGGAGGCACCUUGGAAUGUCCUCUGUGCAAUAGCAAUCAAACUUCUUUGGCUCAGAGGACAGAAGUAAAUCCGUCAAGAAAGAUCCAAAGGUUUGUAGGUUGUAGACGGGUGAUUCUUCAGGAGUCAGAUUUCCAGUAUCAGUUCCUCGUGAAAUGGCAUUUACUUUCUCAUCAUCAUGACUGCUGGGUUCCACUUGACUGGCUUCUUGUUCAUGAUCGUCUACGGGCACAAAGCUACAUCAGGAAGAAUAGCUUGCCUAAGGAGGUCUUCUCGGAUGAUGAAAGGAAACCAGAAUGGUUUGAAGUAGAUCGUGCCAUUGCAUGUCGUCGGAAGUUUGAGCCUCAUGGUUUAUGUGACAUCUUGGCUAGUUUUGAAGAUAAUGAAGACUUUGAGGGAUAUGAGUUCCUUGUGAAAUGGAAAGGCCUUGAUUACUGUGAUGCUACAUGGGAGCCAUAUUCGACCGAAGGCGUGCAAUCAGCUAUUUCUAUGCUUGUCGAAAGGCAUCGAAAUACAUUAAAAAGAGCUGAUUGUAUCAGCCAAAUGUACACUGAUGAAAUGAUACCCGAAAAUGUACACAGUGGUGCUUUAUAUGACUAUCAACUUCAAGGAUUACAAUGGAUAUUUGACAAUUUCAAAAUUAGGAGGAGUGUUAUUCUUGCUGAUGAAAUGGGUCUUGGCAAGACUGUCCAAGUUGUUUCCUUUCUCAGCCAUAUUAUCAAGGGAAGUUUCACAACAUCACCUGCGUUGGUCCUAGCUCCCAAAAGCAUCCUACUCCAAUGGAAAAAGGAAUUUGGUCGCUGGGCAAGUGAUCUAAAUAUUGUUGUUUACCAAGGAGAUAAGGACUCCAGGAAGUGUAUUCAAGAUCAUGAAAUGUACUCUUCUGAAGGGAGGACUUUAUUUGACGCUCUUGUCACAAGUUACGAGUUUGUCCAACUCGAUAAAGAAGUCCUACAAAAAAUUAAGUGGUCAACGAUUGUCAUUGACGAGGCACACAGACUGAAGAAGGUUGAUUGCAACCUUGCAUCAGUCCUAAAACGAUAUAGCUCAGAGUUCCGGCUUCUACUUACGGGAACACCAUUGCAAAACAAUAUCCUGGAAUUGUUUUCGUUGCUUCAUUACAUUGAUCCAGAUGAGUUCUCCGAUGCAAAGGCCGAUGGGUUGUUCUUACCAAUUGAAUGUGGACUGGACUUGACAAUAGAUGAAAAAGUUGCUCGCAUUCAUGAAAUUUUAAAGCCUAGGAUGUUGAGGAGGAUGAAAUCAGAUGUGCUAAAAGAUUCUAUGCCGAUAAAGAAGUGGGUAGAAGUUCCAUGUGCACUUACAGACUCUCAAAGAGACCUUUACAUUAAUAUUUUAGAGAAGAACUACUCGAAGCUGAACAGUGCUAUUCAGUCUGGCAGAAAGCUUUCUUUGAACAAUUAUCUAUUUCCAGGACUGGAAGUUCACCAGCGUGCAGGAGAAGAUGUUUUCCUAUCACUUGUUUCUGCAUCUGGGAAACUUCAACUCUUACACAAGCUUCUUCCGAAACUGAAAGAAAGGGGGAACCGUGUACUGAUUUUCUCCCAGAUGACCAAGAUGCUUGAUAUUCUCGAAGACUUUCUUUUUUCCCUGGGCUACAAAUAUGCACGCAUUGAUGGACAGACAUCACUCUCUGCAAGGCAGGAGGGCAUAAAAGAAUACAACAACGUUGAAAGUGAAACGUUUAUCUUCUUGAUGUCUACUCGUGCUGGUGGUCUAGGUAUUGACCUGCCUGGUGCAGAUCGAGUAAUUAUCUAUGAUCCUGAUUUCAACCCAUUCAUGGACUUGCAAGCACAGUCAAGGGCUCACCGGAUUGGCCAGACCCGACCUGUGGUUGUCUACCAACUAAUCACAAAAUGCUCUGUUGAAGAGAAGAUACUGCAAAAGUCUAAGCAGAAGCUGGCCAUUGAGAAUAUGUUAAUGAACUCUUCCAAAAAGCCAAGUGCAGAGGAGCUGAAGUCUGUCCUACUACACGGAGCCAAGACAAUUCUGGAGAAGAAGAAGAUCAAUGCUACAUCAAUCCAUUAUGAUGACGAGGCCAUUGAGAAUCUCCUCAAGUUAGAUCCUUCUAUUGGGGAGAAGUGCUCUUCAGAAGACAAUGGUUAUCUUGGGAGCAUUGUGAGCUUUGCUCAUGGCGGCGAGGAGGAAGGACCUCUCUCCCCCAAGGUUGAGGAUCUCAAAGUUUUCAAGCCUGCUACUCCCAAAGUUGAACUACUUGGCCGUGGGAGAAGGCAACGGUUGGCUGUGAAAUACUCUGAUGAUCUUGAUAUUGGAGACAGCGAUGACAUGUAUGCUCCGGAAGUUUCCCCAGAUUCAAGUAGCUCUUCAUCUGAUGAUGAGACAGAGCAAGAAAUUCCUGAAGUGGUGAGCUUGAAGCAGGAAGUUGCUCCAGAUUCAAGUAGCUCUUCAUCUGAUGAUGAGACAGAGCAAGAAAUUCCUGAAGUGGUGAGCUUGAAGCAGGAAGUUGCUCCUGUGCCUGACAGUCAAUUGACAUCCUCCUUAAGCUCCUCUGAUGGUGAAAAGGAGAAUGUGACGCUUUGAGUAACGAGCGUGAAGCCGGAAGUACCUCACAGUUUAUGAAGAAACCUUCUACUACUAAUCAUUAAGUUAAGGAAGUAGAAAAACACUUCUUUUGUAUAGGAAUCGCUGAUGUAGCCAUACGUUGCUAAUUUAUAUGCAGGCUUUUGUGGCAUUUGGCGAUAUU
This is a messenger RNA of Lolium rigidum, 3571 nucleotides long. Its product is annotated as CHD3-type chromatin-remodeling factor PICKLE-like. Gene Ontology annotation, cellular component: nucleus; chromatin. Lineage: Eukaryota; Viridiplantae; Streptophyta; Magnoliopsida; Poales; Poaceae. The transcript has 22 exons. The coding region runs from base 1 to 3408 and encodes 1135 amino acids. Gene Ontology annotation, molecular function: histone binding; ATP-dependent chromatin remodeler activity; chromatin binding. The record is from RefSeq and is a predicted model, not a curated record. Gene Ontology annotation, biological process: chromatin remodeling; negative regulation of transcription by RNA polymerase II.